Molecule: messenger RNA, 1767 nt
Organism: Geosmithia morbida
Lineage: Eukaryota; Fungi; Ascomycota; Sordariomycetes; Hypocreales; Bionectriaceae
Product: glycerol kinase
Exons: 2
Coding region: 1-1767 (588 amino acids)
Biological process (GO): triglyceride metabolic process; glycerol-3-phosphate biosynthetic process; glycerol metabolic process
Cellular component (GO): mitochondrion
Molecular function (GO): glycerol kinase activity
Source: RefSeq, a predicted model, not a curated record
AUGCAUUGGUUCAGCCGCCCGACAGACGCCGUCACCAGGACCUGGGGCAGUCUACGUCGUCAGCGCUCCCACAAGCGUCCCACCGUCCUCCCUUCCACCAGGACCACCACCACCACCCUCAGCGACAAGGUCGACGUCACCUUCUACGAGGGCGACGAAUACCCUGCCAGCGAUGUCUCCGACGCAACCGAGGUGAAGCCCGAGAAGUGGUUCGUAGGCAGCAUCGACCAGGGCACCACUUCCACCCGCUUCAUCAUCUUCAACGACGAGGGCACCCCCGUCGUCACGCACCAAAUGGGCUUCGAGAACAAGCACCGCCACUCGGGAUGGCACGAGCAGGAUCCCAUGGAGCUCCUCAGCAGCGUCGAGACGUGCAUCGAGAAGGCUGUCGAGAAGUUCAUCCAGCAAGGCCACGACCCCAAGAGGAUACGCUCCGUCGGUCUGACGAACCAGCGUGAGACCGUCGUGCUCUGGAACAAGACCACUGGCAAGCCCGUCUGCGACGCCAUGGCCUGGCCCGACACCCGCACCGCCCCCCUGGUGCGCGAGCUCAAGUCCCGCGAGGGCGCCGACAAGAUCCACGGCCUGUGCGGCAUGCCCCUGUCCACCUACCCGUCGAGCGUCAAGCUCAUGUGGCUCCUCGAGAACGACGAGGCCGUCCGGGCCGUCUACGACGAGGGCAACCUGGCCUUCGGCACCGUCGACUCGUGGCUGAUCUACAAGCUCAACGGUGGCGUCGACCGCGCCGUCAGCGACGGCGAACCCAUCCACGUCACCGACUCCACCAACGCCAGCCGCACCAUGUUUGUCAACCUCCGCAGCUUGGAGUACGACGACCAGCUCCUCGACUUCUUCGGCAUCGACCGCUCCAAGGUGGCCCUGCCCCGCAUCGUCCCCUCGUCCGACGCCGAGGCCUUCGGCGCCCUCACCCGGGGCCCCCUCCAGGGCGUCCCCAUCACCGGCUGCCUGGGCGACCAGUCGUCGGCCCUGGUCGGCCAGUGCGGCUUCGAGCCCGGCCAGGCCAAGAACACGUACGGCACCGGCUGCUUCCUCCUGUACAACGUCGGCGACGAGCCCGUCAUCUCCAACUCGGGCCUCCUCUCCACCGUGGCGUACGACUUCGGCCCCGGCCACUCGCCCGUGUAUGCGCUCGAGGGCAGCGUCGCCGUCGGCGGUUCGGGCCUGACCUUCCUCCAGAACAACCUCGGCAUCCUCGACAACCCCAAGGAGAUCGACGCCCUGGCCAAGACGGUGCCCGACAACGGCGGCGUCUACUUCGUCACCGCCUUCUCCGGCCUCUUCGCCCCCUACUGGAUCGACGACGCCCAGGGCACCAUGUUCGGCCUGACGGCCCACACCCAGAAGGGGCACAUCGCCCGCGCCACCCUCGAGGCCACCUGCCACCAGACGGCGGCCAUCCUCGAGGCCAUGGCGGCCGACUCGGGCAAGGCCCUGGCCGACCUCGCCGUCGACGGCGGCCUGUCCAACUCGGACCUGUGCAUGCAGACCCAGGCCGACCUGUCGGGCAUCCCGGUCGACCGCCCGGUCAUGAGGGAGACGACGGCCCUGGGCGCCGCCAUCGCGUCCGGCGUGGCCUCUGGCGUCUGGAAGAGCAUGCACGACCUGCGCGACUCCAACAGCGCGAACCGCACCGUCUUCACCCCCAGCAUCGACGCGAAGAAGCGCAAGAUGUCGAGGGACCGGUGGGAGAGGGCUGUCCAGAUGUCCCGCGGCUGGCUGUCUACCGAGGAUGAGGAUGACAAGUGA